Molecule: messenger RNA, 764 nt
Organism: Sphaeroforma arctica JP610
Lineage: Eukaryota; Ichthyosporea; Ichthyophonida
Exons: 4
Source: RefSeq, a predicted model, not a curated record
AGAUGUCAUGACACAUCCCGAUUUCAAGGCCAAGGAGUGCCCAUAUGACUGUUGGGGUAAUGGUGCGUGCGAUCCCUUCAGCGGGCGUUGCUCGUGUAAUUCUCGCUGGACUGGUUUGUACUGUGAACGUAUUAUUGGCGACUUCCGAAUCCCAGAGCACAACAAGACUUGGUACAAGCCCAAGGCUGGCAUCACCUGGCAGUGGCAGUUACAGGAUGAGAUAGAUCAAAGUUUCGAUGUAGACCUAUACGAUGUGGACGUGGACACAUCUGCAACAGUUAUCAGCCAGCUUCACGACGCAGGCCGUAAGGUGAUGUGCUAUUUCAGUGCUGGCAGUUGGGAGGAAUUCCGUAUGGAUGAGGCUAAACUAGCUCAAUCCAUCCGUGGAGGGCCAUUAGACUUUGGAGAAGGUGACGUGUUCACCGAUGAGGCCUGGUUGGAUCUCCGUCGUAUGGACAUGAUCUUGGAGGUAAUGCUCGAGCGUAUUGAUCUGGCGCGCGAUAAAGGUUGUGACGCGAUUGAGUACGAUAACUUGGAUAUGUACAUCCACGAUCACAAUAUCCCCGGAGCCGAAUUCGACCUAAAAAUCCAAUUGCAGUUCAAUAUCUGGCUGGCUGAACAAGCACACGCAAGGGGCAUGGCCGUUGCGUUGAAGAACUCGAAUGAAUUCAGCAUGUUCUUGGCUGACACUUUCGACAUGGUGGUGAACGAGGAGUGCUGGAUUUUCGGCAACUGUGAUAACUACUGGCCAUUCAUCAACCGAG